Molecule: messenger RNA, 732 nt
Organism: Lampris incognitus (smalleye Pacific opah)
Lineage: Eukaryota; Metazoa; Chordata; Actinopteri; Lampriformes; Lampridae
Product: histone H2A.Z
Exons: 5
Coding region: 76-462 (128 amino acids)
Cellular component (GO): nucleosome
Molecular function (GO): structural constituent of chromatin; DNA binding; protein heterodimerization activity
Source: RefSeq, a predicted model, not a curated record
GCGGGCGUUGCAUUUCAAACCCGGUAAUCGACUUGUGCGCCGCCCGUCUUGUGGGGUUACGUGAGGAUUCGCAACAUGGCUGGUGGCAAGGCAGGCAAAGACUCGGGCAAGACCAAGACCAAGGCUAUUUCGCGCUCGCAGCGGGCCGGCUUGCAGUUUCCAGUGGGUCGCAUUCACAGACACCUGAAGUCCAGGACCACCAGCCACGGCAGGGUUGGAGCCACCGCCGCGGUUUACAGCGCGGCGAUUCUUGAAUACCUCACUGCGGAGGUUCUGGAAUUGGCAGGAAAUGCAUCGAAAGAUCUGAAGGUCAAGCGCAUCACGCCGCGCCACUUGCAGCUGGCUAUCAGAGGAGACGAGGAGUUGGACUCCCUCAUCAAAGCUACCAUUGCCGGGGGCGGAGUCAUCCCCCACAUCCACAAAUCUCUCAUCGGGAAGAAGGGGCAGCAGAAGACUGUGUAAGCUGAAGGGCUUGGGAAGUCGUGCCAUCUCAGGACAAAUGCUCAGUGUUUCGGCAUCGGAUGUGUCAGUGUUUUUAGCUUGGACCUUCUAAGUUCCCGUUCAGCGUUUGUAGGGCUGAGUCUGCGUCUGUUCAUCAGGAGUGUAUUUUUAAGUGGCUUCAGAGAAGCUUGUUUGGCUUUUUUUGUGCUUUUUUUUCUCUGGUACUGCGGUUUCUUGCAUUGUUUAAACCUGAUCUUGUGGCAUCCCCAUGUUUUAACGUGUUUUAAUAAA